UCGAAUUGUUCUUGAAUGGAGAAAGAUGCUAUUACGAGAACAUACAGACAUUAAAAUAAUAUGAUUUUAACAACUACUUUAGAAGUUUUCCUCUGGAGCUCGCCGGUCUCAAUGCGCAGGCGCAGAGACCUCUCGCUGAUAGGUCCUUCCCGGCUGCAUCUGGGAAGACCCGGAUGUGUUGGGUCUGUCCGCCCAUGAUAAGAAAGCGGUCUUUUUUUGCUUGUAUCGCUUGCUUCCUGACUUGCGAUUGUCUUCGGCUCUGCACACGUUGGCCUAAUAAUCAACCCCCGUGAAUCCCGAAGGAUUCAUUUUGGAGUCUCACCUGCAGAGAGUUACGUUGCGCUGAAACCAGUUAAACUUUCCCAAUAAGCAUCAGCCUAGUCCUCUGCAUGGUUACUUGGAAGUAAGUUCAAUGGGGGCUUUUGUCCAAGUGAAGACAAUUCAGAGUUGCAAACUUUGCAUAUUUAUUAUUAUAUAGUAGUGUAGGAUUUUGGCAUGAAGUAGUAAUUUAUAGAAGUACUGCGGCCUUAAUAUAUCGAGAGAAAAUAACUACCUGUAUUUUGAAUGGUCUGCUUUAUUUUUUACUAUUGUUUCUCAUCAUUCAACACUUAAAUUCCCAAAGCUAUUCUAGGAGGAAUGGGACUUCAAUGGAUGGCCAGACUAGCAAAGCCAGUGAAUAAAUAAUGGAAAACAAAGCUUUUGUAUCAGUGGCGGUCAUUUGGCAGCGGUGCAGAGAGCGAGACUCAAGACUUUGAAAAAGACAGCUAUGAAGUCAGAAGACAACAAGCCAUUCUUGCAUGUGACUGGAGGCCUGCUGCUUUGCAUACUAGCGGUGGCUUCAGGAAUUUUUGAUGGCGCUCACACAGAUACUGGCUACGAGCAUUACGCUGAACCAAUGGUGCCUGGAAUGCCAGCUUUCCUUGCUAUGCCAGCAAAUUGCUUGAUCAAUUUGGCUUACGUACUUCUGGGUUGGUACUGGUGGCCAUCAGGUGACAAGGGUAGGCAGACUUACUUUCAAGAGGUCUUUGCCCUCAUGGCACUUUUAUAUGGGCCUACACAAUGGGUCCGGCUGUGGACACAGCGUCAUUGGGCCGCUGUGUUAGAUCAGUUGUUAACACUACCAAUUUUUGCUUGGGUCAUUAUUUGGUGCCUUUUUCUUGAAAAUGGGUGGGAACCGUAUGUUUUUCUAGCCAUAGAAGUGACUUCACUGACUAGUUAUGCCCUGGCAUUGCUUCACACACAAGGUUUUGAGUUGGCAUUGAGUGGACAUAUAAUUGUUGUUCUUUGGAGAAUACUGAAAGUGCAAAAACAUUUUGGCAAUGCCAGUUCCAUCUGGAUUAUAGUUCUAGGGACGAUGUGUUGCUUUGGUUUUGUAAGCCUCAAGGUGUGGGAUCGGGAACUGGCCCAGUGGGCAUUCUUCUCUCGACUCACUGGCCAUUUUUGGUCCAAGGUAUGUGAUGUGCUGCAGUUCCACUGUGCUUUUCUCUUCCUUACCUUAAUGAGCAGAUACCAGCUAAGCUCAGUGAAAUAAUCUGUAACUUCAAUGAACAGUCUGAAUCAAAGGAGAAACAGUACAAGAACAUACUGUUAUGCAGUGAUGGGCUGCUGCGUGGUCGCACGGGUUCGGAUGAACCUGCACUUGUCUGGCUGGGCCCGCCCACCUCUCCCUGCGCUAUCCUUUCCAUAUAUAACUUUCUGGCUUGUUCCCCCACACCCACACUGCCCAGCUGAGGUCUGCGUUGCCCCUGCUGUACUCACUGGAGCUGCCUGAGUAGAUUAACUGCAUGUUUGAAGCUACAUUUCAGUCCCAAAGGGGUGCAGGCGAGCGAAGCAAGUGCUCACAACCAGCAAACCGGUUGGUAACUUAAGUGCAGCCCACCUCUGCUGUAACAUGGUUUGAAACGGGAAAAAAAAGUCUGCUAAAAUAUGCCAGUUUCUUUAAAAAGCUAUUGAACAUAGUUGGUGAAUUCCACACAGUAUCCCCCAGUUUAUUUUCUGUUGAAUAGAAUGCUGUUUUUAAAACCAUAUAGGAGAGAGAAAAGUUGCUGGUUUAUACAGUAGUCCUCAACUUACAACUGAUUGUUUAGUGACUCCGUGAAGUGACAAUAACAUUGUAAAAUCACAUACAACUUGCUGAACAAUCACCUUGCUUAGCAACAGAAAUUCUGGUCCCAAUUGUGGUUUUAAGUCAAGGGACUACCUGUAAAAUAAUUCCAUUAGAAAAGUCCUUUCAGCCAAUUGGAAGUUUCUGAUGGAAUACUAUGAAGGUUGCAUUUCCAAGAGGCAAGUAUCUACGGCUUUUACAUGGCAGUUUGUUGCAGGUUGUUGACAAUUCCAUACAACCACACUAAGGUAUAAGAUCAGAACCUUUGAAGCACAACUUUUACAGAGGGGCAGAUGGCAGUAUCAUUUUUAAAAGGUUGGGGGGGGGGCUUGCCAUACUUUGUCACUGAUGAGUCAAUAACAAAGUAUGUUUGGCAUGCAAAGAUUCAACCCUUGGAAUCACUAGGUCCAUGUGGAGAAAGACUAGUCUCAAUCUAGGGGAACUGCUCCAGAGCAUGAUUUGAAUGAAAGGGAUUAUUUGAGAAGUCAUUUUCCUUUUAUUCUGAAUAGCUGGCUUUGCAGGGUCACUGUACCUCAGUUGCUUGCUUGCUUGCUUUAGGCCUGUGCAAACUGAUUUCCUGACCCCACAGUUAAAUUGGCUACAGGAAUAUACAGCUAGUUCUCAACGUAUGACCACAAUUGGGCCCAACAUUUAUGUGGUUAACUGAGAAUUUGUUAAGUGUGUUUUGCCCCAUUUUACGACAUUUCUUGCCACAGUUGUUAAGGGAAUCAGGCUUCCCCAUUGACUUUACUUCUCAGAAGACUGCAAAAAGUGAUCACAUGUCCCUGGGACCUGCUAUGUGUCA
Messenger RNA from Pseudonaja textilis, 2909 nucleotides. The record is from RefSeq and is a predicted model, not a curated record. NCBI's taxonomy places the organism in Eukaryota, Metazoa, Chordata, Lepidosauria, Squamata, Elapidae.